This is a messenger RNA of Microplitis mediator, 4921 nucleotides long. RefSeq names its product four and a half LIM domains protein 2-like (gene Lmpt). NCBI's taxonomy places the organism in Eukaryota, Metazoa, Arthropoda, Insecta, Hymenoptera, Braconidae. Gene Ontology annotation, cellular component: Z disc; nucleus. The coding region runs from base 489 to 3143 and encodes 884 amino acids. The record is from RefSeq and is a predicted model, not a curated record. The transcript has 6 exons. Gene Ontology annotation, molecular function: zinc ion binding; transcription coregulator activity.
GUAGUUCGACAUCCGGUGAAUCUAUGCCUAUUCUAGAUCAUUUUUUGCGACGGGGUUUUUUCUAUCUGUAUUAUUAUUUUUAAAUAGCUUAUAAUCGAACGCGUUAAUGUCAUCAAUAAAAUGUGCAGAAGUGAAAGAUAAAUAAAAUAAAAAUAAUUCAGAGCUGAGCCGAGUAAAUAAGAGUAGCGACGCGUGUCAUAGUAGUACACGAAAUGAAAUACGUGAAAUGAAUGUGAGCUUUAAUAUUUUGUCUUAGCAUAUAGAGGCGUCAAUGUGGGUGGGUAAUGUUGCGCAAUCGAAAAUGAAUUUGCUAAGUCAGGAAACACCUGUAUAUUUUUUGGCAUUUUCAAAAUUAAAUUUUGAUUACGUGAUUAUACAUGUUGAAUUCACACGUGCUGACUUUAAGCUGUAAACUUGGAACUUUUGAUGACGGUAGAAAUUUGAAUGAUACUUUGUUUCAAAAAGACAUAUAAAGAAUAAAAAAUAAAAUGGGUUUGCUACUAUCGAUUCUUGUCGGAUGUGUGGGCGCAAUUGAAUUGCUUGCAUGUUUGAAACAUUUAACGGAUGAAAUAACAAUUACUCCCGCGCCAUGUUUGUCUUAUCAUGGGCCGGCGAUGGUGGAAAAUCCAAGUUUUCACGAUUCUCUUUGCGGAAUCAGUCACUCGACAGACAUCAGAAUGCCUUCUAGUGCACGAAAUAAACUGGAAAAUCUUCACGAAUACAGCUUGAGAGUACGUAGUGAAUUGAAGUCACAUGGCUACGCGGAUGGAAGCACUUUGUCGGAGCUGAGUAGUCGUGAUCUACGAAGCGUAUCACGGGCGGAUUCCAGACUUAGUUUGGAUUUCGAGUUGAUCGAGAAGGAUGCCGAUGAACCUUGGCAGGGGCUGGUUGACGGCACGCGAGAUCAAUUGACUACGAUACUUACGGGAAUUGAUUUAAAUGAUUAUGAUAAAACUUCAGAUUAUGAUGAUAACGAUGAUGGUUAUGAUGAUGACGAGGACGAUAGGUUGAUUCUUGAAGAAAUUAUUGAACCUGAUAAAUUAAUAACAGAGGCAGAGACUCGAAAAAAUGGAAUAUUGAAACCUGUAGCAAUUUUCCCGAAAAAUUUAUCAGCUUCCAGUUCGUCGAUAGACUUGAGCGCGGCAUUUGAAAAUGAUUCGGGCAAUGAAUUACCAACGAAGGAACACUUUAGACACGUGCCAGUGGUUGCCAUGAGGCAUAAUGGAGAAUCCUCUUCGUCAGCUCACUCCUUAAUUGAGGAUCCUCGUGUUUGCAGAAAAUUAUUGCCGAAGAAAAGUUGCAUUAAGAAUAAAGGAGCUGAAUCCAAGUCGCCGGAUCACUCGACAACGACGGCUGAGAUAACUUCAAUGAGUUUUAAAGAGGGGCUUCCGUCGAAUGAAAAUGUCUUUUCAGUUUCAAAUAAUGAUAGUGUCUUGUCGAUAGAUAGGGCUGCAAAUGGCGAAAAGGAAAUUGAAGAACGUGGUACUAGUCCCAUUUCACAUCACAAUCAAAAAAGACAGAAAGUUAGGCAGACUAGUGUUUUGCGAAAGUCAACGAGGCUUAAAUCGAAGAACGCGGAAAUAAGUAAAUCUGCGGAAAAUUUGAGCAGCAAAAAAUUAACUAAAAGACAACGAGAUCCAGAGAGACGAAAAUCCGAUAUUUCGAUACAAACUACUUCUAGUAGCGAGUAUUAUCGUGAUGAAUGGACAAACACGUCACCUACUGACAGUGAAAAAUCGAUGUCAACAAGUAGAUCAAGUUUGGUGUCAGUUGAAGUGCAAACGAAUUUUGAAGUCGACGAUUAUAAUGAUAAUGGUAAUGACGUUUCUGGGUGGAAAUAUUUUCCACCAAAGUCUGAGAGUAAAAAGGACGGUUGGAUGAAAAACGGCAAAAGGUCGUUUGUGAGUAAACGUUUCCCUAAAUCACGAUCGCUCGAUGAUCACUACACGAACGAGUCUAUUGAACCCGAUAACUCUGACCGGCGACUCCAUUACAAGGAGACCGCUUUACGAUUUAGAGCGAAUAAUUCCAGGCUAGAGGCUUCUACUGCAGCAGCAGUAGCUCCUAGUAACACGAUUACUAGGGAUGCUGAGACUAGGAAUAGUUGGCGACCCUCCAUAAUGCAGGGCAGUGAAGAGGAUUCUGUAGAUGAAGAAGAAUUUGUGGAUGCUGAAGAUGAAAGUAUUUUACAAGCUACAGGACCCAUUGAAUACUGCAUACCUAGCGUUGAAUCUAGUAAAGCUUUUUGGUUGAUUUUCAGUGGCGAGUACACAAAGGCAAUGAACAAGGAUUGGCACAGCGGUCACUUCUGUUGUUGGCAGUGCGACGAGUCCUUGACCGGACAGCGUUACGUCCUGCGCGACGAGCAUCCCUACUGCAUCAAGUGCUACGAAAGCGUCUUUGCAAACGGCUGCGAGGAGUGCAACAAGAUCAUCGGUAUCGACUCAAAGGAUCUUUCGUACAAGGACAAGCACUGGCACGAGGCUUGUUUCCUCUGCAACAAGUGCAGGGUCUCUUUGGUGGACAAACAAUUUGGAAGCAAGGUCGACAAGAUUUAUUGUGGCAAUUGUUACGAUGCCCAGUUCGCAAGCCGUUGCGAUGGAUGCGGCGAGAUCUUCCGCGCUGGUACCAAGAAGAUGGAAUACAAGACUCGACAGUGGCACGAGAAAUGUUUUUGCUGCGUCGUAUGCAAGAAUCCCAUUGGUACAAAGAGCUUCAUUCCGCGCGAGCAGGAAAUUUACUGUGCCGGUUGUUACGAGGAUAAAUUUGCCACUCGUUGCGUCAAGUGUAAUAAGAUUAUCACCAGCGGUGGCGUAACAUACAAGAACGAACCAUGGCACAGAGAUUGUUUCACUUGCAGCCAUUGUAACAAUUCACUGGCAGGCCAGCGAUUUACUUCACGCGAUGAUAAGCCGUACUGUGCUGAAUGCUUUGGCGAGCUUUUUGCCAAGAGGUGUACAGCUUGCACGAAACCAAUCACUGGCAUCGGUGGCACACGUUUUAUCUCAUUCGAGGACAGGCAUUGGCACAAUGACUGCUUCAUCUGCGCUGGAUGCAAAACCUCACUAGUCGGACGUGGAUUCAUAACUGACGGCGACGACAUCAUCUGUCCCGAGUGCGCCAAACAGAAGCUCUCGGAAUGAAAAAUUCGCGGCAAAAUAAUAUAAAAUAAAAGCAACAUCAAAAAAAAGUAUAUUUAAAAAAAAAAUAAAAUAACGAGUGUUGAUGACGAGGAAAUUGAUAAACGAGGAUUUAAGUUUAUAGAGAAUAUAAUACGUGUGAAAAAUAAAAUAACAAUAAAUAAAUAACGACGUAUUUAAUAAUACGAAAUUUAUCUCGCUAUGAUUUUAAAUAUUUAUCAAACUUAAUUUCACUAUUUUUUUUUUGUUCUUGUUUUAAAAAAUUUAUUAAGAUAUGUUAAUUUGCAAUUAGUUUUAUUACUAAUUUGUUACUGUAAUAGUCAUUUGUAAUUUCAACUUUUAUUUUUAGCUCCUUAAUAAAUAUUUAACACAACUCCAACAUUGUUCGAGUUUUUUAAAAAUAUUUUUAAUAUUUCUCGAGUACUGUUGGAUUUGGCUAUUGUUUUAAUGUAUGAGCUUAUAAAAAAUAUAUUUAAAAAUCUAUAUAUAUAUAUAUUUAAAUAUACUAUAAAUAAAACUGUCCCUAUGGAUCAUAGUGGGAACAAUGUGCAGUUGCCUUAAAAAAUCAAAUUGCUUAAUAUUAAUAUAUAUAUUACACUAUACGUAUACUUAAUGAAUAACAAUAAAAAAAAAAUUAACCUAAUAGAAGCGAGCCAAGUUACAAGUGAUCUUAUAAAUAUUAUUUCUUAACUUUUUUUUAUUAAGCAAAAAAAAGAGAAAUAAAAAGUCAGCAUAAAAAAAUUUGCUAAUCAACUUAACGACUUGUCAAUUUAUAUUUAUAUUUUAUAUCAAAAUUAAUUUAUUCAUUCAUAUUGAUCCGUUUAGCCGCUCAUUAGUACGUGAAAUACGAGUCUGUAAAUGACUAAAUUGCAUGCGGCUAUUUAAGCGUUUAAAAAUAAUAUAGUAAAAGUAAAUAUUAAAUUGCUACUGUACCAGAAUAUGGAAAUAAACGAAAUACUCACACUCACACUCACACUUACACUCACACUUACACUCACACUCACACAAUACAGAUACACACGCACACACAUAAACACACAGUAAUUUAUUUUGUGAUUAGUUACAAAACCAAUCAACACAUGACUAUUGCUCGAACACAAUUGCCAAUUUACGCUUUCCCUGGAAUUGUAUCGAGUGAAAAAAAGAAAUUAACUUCGUUUUUUUGUUAUUAAAAAAAAUGAACAAACAUAAUUUUAAUUGUCAUAUCACAUCUGGACAUUAAUAUAACGCACAGAUAUUUAAUUAUAUGUAUGUGUGCAUUCGACAAACGAAAUUUGUGGCCUUAUUGUGAUUACUAUAUUACCUAUACUUCAAUGCAUAUAUAUAUAAAAAAAAAAUACUGUUUUAAAUAAUAAUAGUAAUAUUAAUAUUAUUUAUCAUCAAUAACAUGUACUAUGUAAAUUUAUAAUCAACCACAAACAAAAUAAGGAAUUGAAUUUAAAUUGACAUUAUAGAGUUUUGUCAUGUAUAAUAAUUGAACAAACGAAUGAAUAAUAAUUAUUAUUAUCAUAAUAAUAAUAACAAUAACAAAAGCUUGAAUUAAUAAUAACGACUAUAUAUAUAAAUAUAUAUAUAUCAUGACGAACCAAUGACACUUGCUAUGUAAACAUUUAAAAUCACUGACAUCUACUAAUCGUUUUUAUUAGUAAAUUAUACAUAAUAAAAUAAUAUAAAACUAUAAAUAUAAAUAUAAAUAUUUGAAACGUGAUUAUGUACUCGAAACAUCAAAUUAUCACGAUGUAAAAUUGAUUAAAUAAAUGUUAUUAUUUACAAACUUAAAA